AAAUUCAAAAAUCUGAAUGAAAAACAAGAAGAUUGGAUCAAACAUUUACACAGAUUGAAUUGAUUUUGCAUAGGCCCCCUCAGAACAGCGCAUAUUUUUUGUGCAGAAUUCGAGGUGAGCCUCCGCAUGAUCGUCGGUGCAUCAUCCGUAAGCCACCGCGUAGAAGGAUUCAUAUGACCUUUACCCAGAUAACGUUUCUCAUCUCUAGAAAACAGAAGUGAAACAUGUCCAUUCCCAACUCAACUACUAUACCUCUUCCAACGAACUCAACCCCCACAUCCACAAACCCCUCCACUCAACCGUCAAAUUCCUCACCAUAUCCGGCAAACUAGACGAGGCCCUUCAACUCAUCGAAUCCCACCCCAUAACCCACCGAAACCUCCUUACCUACGAAACCCUCCUCCGAGCCUGCAUCGCCAAGAAAUCCUUACACCACGGCCAGAGACUCCACGCUCAGCUCCUUCGCUCACGGGGGCGAAAGGGCGCCCACCACAACCUCCUCAACAACCCCGUGUUGAAAUCCAAGCUCAUCACCCUCUACUCUGUUUGCAAUCGAAUCAACCUAGCCCGCCUCCUUUUUUACGACGACAGGAUCGAAACGAUCCCCGAGUCGGUUUGGGUGUUGAUGGCGAUUGGGUAUUCGCAAAACGGGUAUUCGAAGGAUGCUCUGUCUCUUUAUGUGGAUAUGUUGAGGUUUUUGCGACCGGGUAAUUUUAUGUUCUCGGUUGCUCUCAAGUUGUGCGGUGAAUUAUUUAUUGUUGGGGUUGGGAGAGGGGUUCAUGCCCAGAUUGUUAAGAGUGAGGAAGGACCGGAUCAGUUUGUGUACAAUGCUCUGCUUAGGACCUUAUGUUGUAUUCGGAAUGUGGGUGUUUUGAGGACGUAGUCCGGAUGUUUGACGAAAUGCCUCAACGAGAUAUUGUUUCAUGGAAUUUGUUGAUUUCUGGGUUUGCAGGGAGAGGUCAUCUGUUUGAGGCUUUUGAUGCUUUUAGGAGGAUGCAGGUGGAGGGAGUGGGCUUUGAUGGGUUUACUUUGACCGCAGCGUUACCCGUCUGUGCUCGAAUUAAUGCACUUUCAGGUGGAAAAGAGAUACAUGCCCAAAUGGUGAAGUCGGUGAUCAGGCCGAAUGUGUUCGCGUUAAACUUGCUAAUGGACAUGUAUGCGAAAUGUGGAGUGGUGGAUUAUGCUCGGAGAAUAUUUGAUGGGAUGGGAAGGAGGAGAGAUUUGAGGUCGUGGAAUACUAUGCUUAACGGGUAUGCAAUCGCUAGACGUAUGGAAGAAGGAUCAAAGUUGUUUGAUGAGAUGCUUGGUUCUGGAUUCAGCCCUAAUACGUUCACGUUUGAUGCCUUAAUAUCAGGUUGCAGCCACAUGGGGCUCACAACAGAGGGCGAGACAUUGUUUCACAGAAUGCAAACUGAAUUUGGAAUCUCACCAAGUGUAGAGCAUUAUGCUUGUUUGGUAGAUAUACUAGGUAGAGCAGGGAGACUCAAGGAGGCACUGGGAGUAGUGAAAAACAUGCACGAGAAGCCCAGUGGUCGCAUAUGGGGUUUAUUACUCAAUUCAUGCCACAUUUAUGGCGGCCUUCAUCUUGCAGAGACUAUUUCAAGGGUUUUGUUUGAGUUUGAACCAAAAUAUGUAGAGAAUUACGUGGUGCUGUUGAGCAUUUAUGAAAAUGUGGGACUAUGCUGACGGUGUUAAGAUGGUGAGAGAGAUGAUGGAAAAGCAUGUCAAGAAAGAGGUUGGAUGCAGCUGGAUUGAAAUAAAAAAUAGGUUCCACACUUUUGUGGCUGGUGGAGAUCUUGAACUUGGUAGUUCAGAGGAGUAUCAGAAGUUGUGGAGUGAAUUUAAGGAAGCUAUGAAAGUCAUUGGGUAUUAUAAUGGACCGGAUUAUGGGGUUGUGCUGCGUGAUGUUAAUGAGGAAAUUAAGAAGGCGUGGAUUUGCGGACAUAGUGAGCCACUUGCGGUCAUGUUUGGACUCAUUCACACAGGAUCUGGAAUACCACUUAGGAUCACGAAGAAUCUUCGUGUUUGUGCAGAUUGUCACUCUUGGAUGAAGACCAUGUCCCAAGUUACUGGAAGAGUGUUCAUUUUGAGGGAAAAGAAACACUUCCACCAUUUUGAAAAAGGGAGCUGCUCUUGCAAGGAUUACUGGUGAUAUCACCAGAUACUUUUGGAGCACAUUGUCAUGGCCUUGGUGUUCUAGAAAAUUCUGCAAGGUGUGCAACCUCUAGUUUAUGUGUAAAGAUAGACGAAAAAACGUGUUCACAAAGCGCUAACCACAAUCCUUGGGACAGUGAUUAAGCUUCAAUCGUAAUGCUGGAAAAUUUGCAAAGUGUGUACAAAAAUUUAGAAGGGUAUUGAAAUUCGUUGACUGUUUAUUGAGGUUCUAACUCCUUUUUUUUUUUCCUUCAUAUUUUGCCUCUUACAUGUAAAACGGUAACAUGGUUAAGGAUGAAUAAUGCUUGUUGAAAAAUACCCAAAGUUCUUGAAAAAUGUCAAAGUGUAUCAAAAUUCACAAGUAUAAUAUUUACUGAAGUUCCAACUUCUUCUGAGAUUGUUCCCUUUACCCAAUUUCCAGUUAAUGGGCAGUCUGCGUAUGUACACACGCGCGCGAGGGGCUCUAUGGUUCGAAUCUCGCCAAGUGCGAGGUGAUGUUUCUGUGGGGGUUUAUUCCCGCACUGUGGAUCCCCUUCUCCCUCCCCCUUGUAAAUAAGCUUGUGUAGAAUUUUCUAUCUUAUAGAGAAAAAUUGCAUGCAUGUAUUUGUAUGGCUGUAUUGUACUUAACUGUAACUGAUGGCAGAUGGAGUUGGUCUCAAGAUAAAACUCCAGAUACACCUUCCUUGCAUCCUCAUCCAAUUUUGUCAAACACUUCAACAUGCUGGAUUUUGCAUCACAGUAAGGAAAACCUGGCCUUCCGGAGUCUUUCUGGAAGCAAUCGCUGAGAUGCCAAGCAAGUCUAGACCGUUUCUCUUCGCCCGCUAGAAUCUCCGAACACCCAGCAAACAGAUUCUGGUACGCGUUUUGCCAACAGGAGUUCGAUUUGGCCAUCCUGUUCUUUGCGUUUUCGACGAGCUGUACUCCCUUUCUGUUCCCCGGUGUUUCCAUUGAGAAUUCGGCAACUAUGUCGCCGGAAAUCGCGGAAUUCUCUGAUGGGUUUUCAGUUGGAGUUUCUUUGGAAGAAAAUAACCAUCCCCUUGUCUGGUUGCUUUGUGAAAGCAAGAAAACGGAAUACAGAAACCAAAGAAACUUGUUCCGAUUAUCCAUGUUCUCUAUUGUCUUCUUCUUUUUUUGGGGGGUAAAUGUUCUCAAUUUUUCUUAUGCUUUCAAAAAACCUGUAUUAAGGCCAAGAUCAAGCGUUAUCAGUAAGCUUCCAGACUUCCA
Messenger RNA from Rhododendron vialii, 3378 nucleotides. Its product is annotated as pentatricopeptide repeat-containing protein At3g14330-like. Gene Ontology annotation, molecular function: RNA binding; protein binding. Lineage: Eukaryota; Viridiplantae; Streptophyta; Magnoliopsida; Ericales; Ericaceae. Bases 847 to 1686 code for a protein of 279 amino acids. Gene Ontology annotation, biological process: RNA modification. The record is from RefSeq and is a predicted model, not a curated record. The transcript is spliced from 3 exons.